Molecule: messenger RNA, 1573 nt
Organism: Ziziphus jujuba (common jujube)
Lineage: Eukaryota; Viridiplantae; Streptophyta; Magnoliopsida; Rosales; Rhamnaceae
Product: GRF1-interacting factor 3
Exons: 5
Coding region: 153-686 (177 amino acids)
Biological process (GO): positive regulation of transcription by RNA polymerase II
Cellular component (GO): nucleus
Molecular function (GO): transcription coactivator activity
Source: RefSeq, a predicted model, not a curated record
CUUUUUCCUUGCUCACCCCAUAUAUAUAUAUAUAUAUACAGUGUCAUAUAUCUUACUAUCAUAAACAGAGAUUAGAAAGGGUAUAUACACAAGGACUGUUACUAUCACCAUUGACAGAUUCGUGUUUCUGGGUUUUGGAAAACUAGGGGGAGAUGCAGCAGUCAUCACAAAUGUUGAAUGGUGGUGCACCUUCUGUUCCUGUUCCUCUUACUAACAUCACCACUGAACAGAUUCAAAAGUACCUGGACGAGAAUAGGCAGUUGAUUCUGACCAUAUUGGAAUACCAAAACCAGGGAAAGUUCACAGAAUCUGCCUCUUAUCAAGCCAGACUUCAGCAGAACUUGACGUAUCUGGCUAAACUUGCUGAUGCCCAACAACUACCUUCAAUGCCUCCUCAGUCUGCAGUAGUUCAACAGCAUCCUCCUCAGGCAGCAGUGCCUCAACAGCAAUCAGCAACUUUCACCACAAGGUUUCCAAUUCAGUUGAAUGACGAUCAACAGCAACAGCAGCAAUUGAUGCAAACUCAAAUGGGCAUGAAACCCGGUGCAACAAGCUGCAUGCAUCACAGUAUGCAAUUCGGAGGUGGAAACAAGCAAGAUGGAAUAGGUAGUGGUGCUGUUGCUGGUGAUUUUCCUGGAAAUUUUGCUUCCGGAUAUAGUCAUGGUGACGCAGAACCCUAUGGUUGAAUAAGUAGUAGCUACUGUUGCGGAUAUGAAGUCCCAGUCACAGCACUUACGUACUGGUUUCUGUAUCUACUUCAUCAUCCGACUCUACACUUGAUCUUUACAACUAUUACAUUCCUUUGUUAAUGGCUAAUGCCCUUGUUGCUGAAUAGCGAGCUUGGCCGUUUUAUCUUUCUAUGUGAUUGAUCUCUGGACCUGUGGCAUGGCCGCAUGGCAUUACAGGCUCGCACUGAAUAUAAUUUAUACGCCUGACCAAUGCAUAUUUACCCGAUUGAAAAUUGGUGUUGAGAUCUUGAUCCUGACACAAAAUUGGAUUAAUUGUAUUCGACACGACGACUUGUUAUUGCAAAACAGUCGCACCCAAAAGGGUAAUCCUGUUAUAAAAGAAAUAUUCUUAUUGUUUCACAAACUGUAAAUUAAUAGUAUUUAAUUUGUUACCAAUCGUUAUAAUUUAAUGAUUUAGAUGUUAUUUCCGUAUUUCAAGGGGGAUUAUUUUAUUUACAACUCCUUGCUGGUUGAGGGUAGUUGUGUAAGUUUCCCUAGAUAAACUUUUUGAAAGAAAAAUAAACACAAAAAGCUUUAAUGGCCUUAACCUUCACUCAAAAUACGUAGUAUAGGCAAUCGGAUGCAGAGAGGCAAUUGUAUAGAUAUGAAUAUCACUUCGAAUGCAGAAAGUUGGAGUUUGCAGUUGAGUAUUAAAAACACAGAAAAAAAUUUAAGCCUUUCCCUCCCCCCCCUCCCUUUCCAGCAGGAAAAAGAAAACAAAAAGAAAAAGAUCAGCACAGUUCCAAUCACGGUAAUUCGGUUGUCAUCCAACAACAAGCUUGAUCCGCAUACUGCUGGUACAUGCACAUUUAGUGAUGAGAUUAUAGAUGAUAUAUGUGAUUCCC